Molecule: messenger RNA, 7411 nt
Organism: Myxocyprinus asiaticus (Chinese sucker)
Lineage: Eukaryota; Metazoa; Chordata; Actinopteri; Cypriniformes; Catostomidae
Gene: ugcg
Product: UDP-glucose ceramide glucosyltransferase
Exons: 9
Coding region: 118-1299 (393 amino acids)
Biological process (GO): glucosylceramide biosynthetic process
Cellular component (GO): membrane
Molecular function (GO): ceramide glucosyltransferase activity
Source: RefSeq, a predicted model, not a curated record
UCUGCUCAGCUCAGCUCAACAACCCAGCGCAGUCGUCUGAAUCAGUGUGCAUGAGUGUGUGCGCUUUCAGCAUUAGGGCCGAACAGAAGUGUAAGCGCAUCCGGACACAGGACAGCCAUGGCCCUGCUCGAUUUAGCAUUACAAGGCUUCUCCAUCUUCGGAUUUAUCCUAUUUAUCGUCCUCUGGCUCAUGCACUUCGUGUCCAUCAUUUACGUCCGUCUGCAUCUCAACAAGAAGGCCACAGACAAGCUACCAUACAGUAAACUGGCUGGGGUCUCGCUGCUGAAGCCUCUCAAGGGUGUGGACCCCAAUCUAAUAAACAAUCUGGAGACGUUCUUUGAGCUGGACUACCCCAAGUAUGAAAUUCUGCUGUGCGUUCAAGACCAUGAUGAUCCAGCCAUUGAUGUUUGUAAAAAGCUUCUGGGCAAAUAUCCCAAUGUUGACGCCAGGUUAUUUAUAGGGGGUAAGAAAGUGGGCAUCAAUCCCAAAAUAAAUAACCUCAUGCCAGCUUAUGAAGGGGCAAAGUAUGAACUCGUCUGGAUCUGUGACAGUGGCAUUCGAGUGAAGCCAGACACUCUGACUGAUAUGGCUAAUCAGAUGACGGAGAAGGUGGGACUGGUUCACGGCCUGCCGUAUGUGGCAGACAGACAAGGAUUUGCCGCCACAUUGGAGCAGGUAUAUUUUGGAACGUCCCAUCCUCGUUCCUACAUCUCGGCUAAUGUAACAGGAAUAAAGUGUGUCACGGGGAUGUCGUGUCUCAUGAGGAAGGACAUCCUGGACCAGGCUGGUGGGCUGAUCAAGUUCGCUCAGUACAUCGCUGAAGAUUACUUCAUGGCCAAGGCCAUCGCAGACAGAGGAUGGAAAUUUUCCAUGGCAACGCAGGUAGCCAUGCAGAAUUCAGGCUCAUACUCCAUUGCACAGUUCCAGUCACGCAUGAUCAGAUGGGCCAAGCUGAGAAUCAACAUGCUGCCAGCGACCAUCAUUGAGCCCAUCUCAGAGUGCUUUGUGGCCAGUCUUAUCAUUGGCUGGGCCGCCCAUCAUGUGUUCCGCUGGGACAUCAUGGUGUUUUUUCUGUGCCAUUGCCUGGCCUGGUUCAUUUCUGACUACAUCCAGCUCAGAGGAGUACAGGGCGGCCCUCCAUCCUUCUCUAAACUGGACUACGCUGUGGCCUGGUUCAUCAGGGAGUCCAUGACGAUUCAGAUUUUCUUGUCCGCAAUCUGGGACCCCACCAUCAGCUGGAGGGCGGGUCGCUACCGAUUGCGCUGUGGAGGUACAGCAGAGGAGAUUUUGGAUGUUUAGCGGACCACGUGCCAUGGACUAUGCACUGGUGACAAAAAAGAGAACUGAACUGCAAGAAAAAGCAGAUGGACAAAUGGACUGCAACCUGUUUUAUUCCAAAUUCAGAGUUUUUAAUCUGUGACUUUAGGUAGCUUCAAUAGGUUAUUUAUGUUCUUGGUGCUUUUGUUUUCAUGCGAGGACCUUGAAUUCUAGAUGAGCCAAAAUGUGUGAAGUAGUGGAGAAGAGAAACGAGAAAAUGAUGUCUGGUAAUGUGGCAGCACUUUGAUGGGACAUCAGAUUCCUGAUGAAAACACAUGUACAUUUUAGUUUUUUAGUUUUAAAUGUCUAGUGGUGAUGAACACCUCUGGAUAUGUAUCGUUACAUAUCCAUUUUAUCAUGUGUUUGGGUCAUUGGUAUGGCUUUUAACGAUAGUAAUAGCACAAAAGUGAUGUGGGGCUAAAGGAAUAGUUCACACAAACAUUUAAAUGAGCUCAUUUACUCGCCAUCAUUUCAUUCCAAACCUGGUUUUAUUUCUUCUGUGGAACACAAAAUGAGAAAUUAAGGAAUGUACUAGUACAUUUUUCAUGACAAAAAAUAGCUUUUAAGCUUAAAGUCGCAAAAGCACCAUAAAAGUGGAUCAUAUGUCCAAUAUUACAAGUCUUCUAAAGUCAUAUGAUAGCUUUGUGUGAGGAACAGACUGAAAUUUAAGUGAGUAUUUACUAAAAAUCUUGACAUUCGUCCUAGGUCUCCUCAGCGCAUUCAUGAGCGAAGUAGCGAUGUCCGGAUCUUAAACAAAACAAAAAGUCUGAAUUUUUUCAAUAAAUUGGAUGAUCUGGUUUAUUGAAUUGUUUACCAGUCGGACUUUGAGAUCUGUUUCUUGAGUUGAACUUCAAUGGGUUGCUGCAGUUCUUUAGUUAAUCUUCGCCCUCCAGUGAGCUGUUAUCAGUGAUUUCAUGACUUGAUUUUGACCUAUAAUAUGGGGCACUUUUAUGGUGCAUUAACAUUCUUUUUGAAGCUUGAAACCUCCAGUCCCCAAUCAUUGUAAUUGCACGGAAAAGAGCAGCCAGAACAUUCUUCAAAAUUCCUCCAUUUGUGUUCCACAGAAGAAAGUCAUAUAGGUUUGGAGCGAAGAUUUUCCUUUAAUAUGAUUGACUGAAGUGUUUUGAAAUGGCACUUGCCUAUGAAUGGAUCACUUGCUUAUCACAGUGUUGCUCUCAACAUAUAGCAGUCUUGCCAUAUUUUAUAAAUGUGUGGACAUCUGAAUGCUCAAAACGGAUCCACUCAGGUCCAUUUUAUGUUUACUAGGCAGAGCAAUAUCUUCUAUAGUGGGUGAGAUUAUACAUAGGGAACAGUGAUUCGUGUACAGUUACCACUGAUCUUUCUUCGAAACAUUGCUACGCUUGUAAAAUGCUUGAGAAAAAUUCUUUGCAUCCACCCUACAGUAUUUAAUCACAAGGUAUAACGGUUUAGGUUUAGCCUAAGUUACCCUCAACAUGAUAUUUGCAAAUAUAAUUGCAUAUCUUAUAAAAACAGAGUGCCAUUUGAAGAGCAAACAUAUUUAUCGUUAUAAUUUUGGCAUUUGCGAAAACACCAUGGUCUUUACCUUUUCUUGUAAGGCUUUACCUUCCCCUGCUUCAUUAUCUUGUGUAAAUGCACUAGUCCCACUCGUUCCAGGACCAGGGUGUGCUAAACACACAUUGGGCAUUUCCCUCCUGUGCCGUUCUUUGCCAGAGAAGUAUUUUCCUGCACAUAUUUUGACUUUUGUACUGGAUAGAAGUGAGAUGAACUCUAAAUUGUCCAAACAUUUCAUCCAAUGGCAUUUCAGUUACCCAUUUAAGCUGAUUUUCAAUGUCGUGAUGCAAGAGCUUGAGAACUUUGUUUAUAUGUAACUCAAUAUUUUGAGUUGCCGCAAUUCGGCACGAUAUCGCAGCCGAAAUGAUUAAAUAACCGGCAGGAGUUUGUCGACAGGUUUACGCAUGGAUUCAUUUCAAAAACUCAAGUUGGAUAGUGUUCCUUUUGACUUUUGUAAUUCCCCAAUGUUUACGUAAACACGGUUGAAGGAAUAUUUAGCAAAAAAAGAAAAUUCUGUCAUCUAUUCACUGUUAUGUUGUUCUAGUUGUUUUUUUCACAGAAGAAAGUCGCAUAGGUUUGGAAUGAUACGAGGAUGAGUAAAGAUGGAAUUUUCAUUUUUGGACGAACUAUCCCUUUAACGUUGCAAACAGUCAAACAACAAACAGGAAUUAAUUGGCAGACUUCUCUCUCAUCUUCCCCUUUUUGCCCCGUAGUCGUAUCUUAAGGAACUGCUUGUUUCUGUCAAGCCCUGUACGUAGUGCCAGCGCUAUUGUCGAAAAACCACUCAGUCUGUAUUGUCCUCAUUCUUUGAAACUGUUGCUUGUCUUCAUGUGUUCGUGAUUCACUUUUUCAUCGUGAAGUACCCAUGCCAACACUGGCAGUAUUGUUUUACACAUAAUCUACUCAUUCACAGGGAUUCUCAAACCGUAGUGUGUGAUUCAGGGCAAACAUAUUGGCAUGUGCCUUGAUAUAUUCCAUCAGCUGCCAUUUAGAUUUCUCCUUUCAGAGUUAUAAGCACUGUUUUAGCCCAAUGCCAAAUUCUCGAACUAUUAUAAGAAGUAUUGAUUUGUCAUUUCUAAUUUGAAUUAAUUUGUUCUGGUGAAAUCUUUGGGCUAACUAUUGAAAAUAAACUGUGUUUUGUGCAUAAGGCCAGGAAAAGUAUGCCAAUUGACCAUAACAUGGCAGUUGAAGUAUUAAGAGGUAGGGAUUAAUCAAUCGGCAAUAAUGAGAUUUUCAGUUUGAAUGAGUAAUACUAGGUUCAGACUGUGAAAAACAAAUAAAAAAUUUGCUUCCAAAAUCCAUUUCUGGGCUAAUCUCACAAAAUCUUUUCCAUUUUUUUCAUUAAGAAUUUAUUUAUUUUAUAUAUUAUUUUUUUUUAUUUUUUAUUUAGACAUUAUUUUCAUAAGAAUUAAGUGUAUUUUACCCCCAAACUUUUUGUGUUUGCCAUUAUUCUAAAUGGUGAUUGCAUUUUUUUUAACAUAAAAAAAAUCACCAUAUAUUUGAGGCAGUACAACAAAUACUACUUAUACAUGAAUACUUGUAUAUGUAUAGUAAUCUAAUAAUCAGAAUGAGGAAAAAAAAUGGGGAAAGUGCUUGAUUGUCAUGAAAAUAAUAUCCAUCACAAUGCAAAAAAAAACGACCUAAACAUAUUUACAAGUUUUGCGAAAUUCACCCUUCUAUUUCUGGAUUUGGUUUAAUAAACAUUUCAUAUUGGUCACUGCUUCAGAUGAAUUGUACCUCCUGUAAACAAUGGGCCUCUUUCUGAUGCAUUGAAUUUAAGGAUGUAUUCAGUAAACCAUUCUUUUUUUUUUUAGGUCUUUUUACUGGGAUAGGGAAAGUAGAGAGGUGACAGGAAAUGAGAGGGAGAAGAGUGGGAAUAGGAUCAGGAAAGGACCUCAAGAGCUGGGACUCAAACUCGGGUCACCCACGAUGCAUCAGCACAACAUGUCAUGAGCGCAGCCCGCUAGGCUAUGGCUCUGACUAGUAAGCCAUUCUAGAUUCGCUAAACUAAAAAUACUGUUCAUAUUUUCUUCAAAGCCAUUUUUGCGCGAAUUGUUGCAUUUGAAUUGAAGGAUUUAUUUGGUAAACCAUUCCUGAUUCGCGAAGAAAAAAUACUUUUUCAGAUUUCGUUCGCAAAACCAUUCUUACCUAAAUUAUCGCAUUGAAUUGAAGGCUUGAUUUCGGUAAACCUUUCUUGUUUUAUAAAACUAAGAAUACUUUUCAGAUUUUGUUCGCAAAGUCACUCUUGCAUAAAUUAUCGCAUUGAAUUUAAAGAUUUAUUCGGUAAACCAUUCUUGAUUUGCUAAGCUAAAAACACUUUCAGAUUUCAUUCUCAAAACCAUUCUUGCAUAAAUUAUCACACUGAAUUGAAGGUUUGAUUUGGAAAACAUUUCUUGUUUCGCUAAACAAAGAAUACUUUUCAGAUUUUGUUUAUUAAACCAAUUUUGUGGAUAUUGUUGCAUUAAAUGUAUGGGGUUUAUUUGGUAACUGUUCUUGUUUUGCCGAGCUAAGAAUAAUUUUCAACAUUUUGUUCGCAAAGUCACUCUUGUGUAAAUUGUUGCAUUGAAUUGAAGGGUUAAUUCAGUAAACCAUUCUUUUUUUGCUAAACUAAGCAUACUUUUUCAGAUUUUGUUCAUAAAUUGUUGCAUUCAUUUAGAAGUUUAUUUGGUAAACUGUUCUUGUUUUGCUGAACUAAGAAUACUUUUAGAUAUUGUUUGCAAAGCCAUUCUUGUGUAAAUUUAUUAUUUUAUUUUUUUUUUGGAAUGCCCAAUUCCCAAUGUGCUCUUAAGUCCUCGUGGUGGCGUAUUGACUCGCCUCAAUCCGGGUGGCGGAGGAUGAAUCUCAGUUGCCUCCGCAUUUGAGACCAUCAAUCCGCGCAUCUUAUCACGUGGCUUGUUGAGCGCGUUACCGCAGAGAUAUAGUGCGUGUGGAGGCUUCAUGCCAUCCACCACGGCAUCCACACACAACUCACCACGCGCCCCACUGAGAGCGAACCACAUUAUAGCGAUCACGAGGAGGUUACCCCGUGUGACUCUACCCUCCCUAGCAACUGGGCCAAUUUGGUUGCUUAGGAGACCCAGCUGGAGUCACUCAGCACGCCUGUAAAUUGUGGUAUUGAAUUUAAGAUUUUAUUUACCAAACCAUUCUUGAUUUACUGAACUGAGAAUGAUUUUCAGAUUUUGUUUGCAAAGCCAUCUUAUGUAAAUUGUUGUAUUUGAAUUGAGUGCGUCGGUUUACGAAAAAAUGGUUUUCAAAUGAUUUACACAAAUUCGUUCUGCUUAUUUUUCAUUAACAAGGCUCAUUGUGAUGUGGCUCAACAACAUUUGUCAAAUUUAAUGAACCAUAACAUUAUAUUGUUUUUCAUUGUGGUAACGCCUCUUACGCCAUAGUAGAAACAAUUGGCUAGCGGUAUGGUUAUGGUUAGGAAAGGGGAAGGCUGCAUUUUCUGCAAAUAUCCAAGUUCCUCUGACUUUCAAACUAUAUCUGCUGGUUUUUAUUUUUAUGUAUGUAAAAUAUUGAGUCAAUAUGUAACUUGUAAAUUCACUUCUUUAACAAAGUCUAAUGCACUGUAAAAUUCCUGUUUAGACUUUUCCCUCUCUGUGUGAAUGCGAAAGAGUGUGUGUUUGCAGAAAUAUGUUUAUGGCCUUUUUUUGAUAUGUCGAACUUGAAUGGAUUGUAUUAUCAUGAUGUUUUGUGGGGAACUGGACUUUUUUUCCAUACGUGUACAAUUGUAUGUUUAUCAAUAGAUUAACAUGUUUUAGCAAAGACCGGUGGCCUGUAUGGUGACCAUGAGAACACUUGUAGCCGUUUUAAACAUGCCAACCUGAGUCGGUGGUUGCCUUUAUUCAAACACAAACUAAAUAGUGUGCCAUUAGUAAAACAAGCAGUCUACGGAUUUCACUUCCGUCUACAUGAACAGCACUGUAUUGUGCGCCAUUUUCAAAGUGUGCAUUUGAUACAAAAUGGAUAUGUUUCCAAACCAAGUGAGCUGCCCUUUUAAGGCAUUACAGGCGUGUUUGAACGGGAUUUGACAGCUCAGAUGUGCACUUAUAAUGCCCAAAAGUGCUGUCUAGAUAGGAAGCACACUUUGUUUUCAGACACAGCCAAUAUGAGUCUUAAGUGUCAUAUCCUCUAACAUUUCCACAUUUCAGUCUAAUUGAAAUCACAAUAAACUAAACAGCCAAGACAAACUACUGCGACAUGUUUACCAUACGGUCAGUGGUCACAUUAGAGAAAAAAGUCUAGUUGUGAUCCACUGCUUUUAUUUUAUGUGGAAAAUAAAAAAGUAAACAAAAAAAAUGUUAAAUUUUUUAAAGAAUAUGUACAGGUUAUUUAUGAAGUUUGGUUGAUAACCGUUGUGUUCAUUGCUUCAUGCGGCUUAAUUGAUCAAAGUUGUACAUUUUGUUCCUCGGCAAUGUGAAAGUAUGGGUGGACAAACUUCAGUUUUUCAAUCUUUUGUGUUCAUUUUUUGUAGAUGUUUGUUGUACUCUUGAUGCUGAAUGCCUAAUCCACAGCUGGAAACUGUGUUAUUACAGAUAAAUUAAAGCUUUAUCAAGCAAUA